Fusarium coffeatum is the source of this 4275-nucleotide messenger RNA. RefSeq lists its product as uncharacterized. Gene Ontology annotation, biological process: transmembrane transport. Bases 1 to 4275 code for a protein of 1424 amino acids. The record is from RefSeq and is a predicted model, not a curated record. NCBI's taxonomy places the organism in Eukaryota, Fungi, Ascomycota, Sordariomycetes, Hypocreales, Nectriaceae. The transcript has 4 exons. Gene Ontology annotation, molecular function: transmembrane transporter activity. Gene Ontology annotation, cellular component: membrane.
AUGGCAACUGGACUUGAGGCUCUAGGUGCUGCCAGUGCAGUGGUCCAACUCAUAUCAUUUUCUACCAGCGUCAUCUCAAAGGCGAUCGACGUCUACCAAGGUAGACCAUUGUCUGAUAGUAGCGUGGAAGAGUACGCUAAGGAACUUCAAAAUGCCGUCGCUCAAGUUGAGCUCUGCUGCCAAGGUGCCAAUAUGCAGCAAUCGGCACAUGAGCGUAAGAUCACAGAGAUUGCCGAAAAGUGUCGGAAGUCUGCUCAAAAACUUCUUAAAGAAUUGAAGUCUCUAAGCACGCACCAGAGUGGCAAAGCUCGCAAUGCCUUCAGUUCAGCAUUGAUAGCCAGGUAUCGCCAGAACACGCUACGGGAUCUGGAAGAAAUCCUUCGAAAGCAAAAGGAGGGUUUGGAAACUCAUCUUCUCGCGUAUAUAUGUACUCAAACUCAAGCCGUGGCCUUGAUACAGAGAAACGAGUUUCAAAUUCUCUCGAAUCAUGCUCAACACCUCGUUAGACAGAUUGCAGAGGGUAAUACGAAUCUUGAAAGUCGUGUCCAGGCAGAACACGGCGAAACCCGUGCUCUCCUCGCUAAAGAAGUGAAGGAUACGGGAGAGCAGGUCACUUCUGAGGUCGCUACAGCUAGUCAAAGAACGAGGUUCCUUGACAGCCUGAAGUCUGAUAACAUGAACCAACGUUACAACGAUAUCACGGAUUCGGAAGACGCCACAUACCGGCGCAUAUUUGCCGCCUAUGACGAGGCUUGCGAUGAUAUGUCUGAGCCAUUUGAGACUAAGACAGAGUCGCUCUCAGACGACCAUCACCUUGGCAGUAUUGACAAAGGGUUAGACCAACUCGCUAGUUGGUUACAGACCAGUGACUCUCUGUUCUGGAUUAGCGGAAAGCCAGGGUCGGGUAAAAGUACCUUCAUGAAGACUAUAGUUAACAGCAAGUCUGCGAAGAUGUUUUUGGAACGCUGGGACCCCCGAGCGGAGAUUAUCUCCCACUUCCUUUGGAAGAUCGGUUCCAAACCACAGAAUUCCGUCAAAGGGCUUCUGUGUACCCUCAGUUACCAAAUCCUUUUACGUCACAAGGGCCUUCUUAACUCAAUCCCCAAUUUCCAAGAUCUGGUACUCUCCAAGUCGUCGUAUCACGACUGGUCGCUUGGAGAAGCUAAGAGCCUUCUUUUGCACUUGCUGAACAGCAGUGAUAAGUACUACUGCAUAUUCAUUGAUGGACUUGAUGAGAUCAAUGACGAGGAGGGUUCUGAGGCUAUCCUGAACAUUGUUUCCAAACUCGCAGAACAACAACAUGUAAAGGUCUGUGUGAGCAGUCGACCUGAACAUCAGUUGGAGCUAGGGUUAAUGGCUCUGCAUGCAUCAAACAUCAAGAUGGAAUUGUUUACGGCUUGCGAUAUGCAGUUGUAUGCUGAGAAGGAGCUGGAACCACUCAAGGCCUCCGGUCUGAUUCAAGAUACCGAUUUCACGCAACUUGUCUCCAUGCUUGUCAAAAAGGCUAGCGGGGUGUUUCUCUGGCUAUGUAUUGUAACUCGAAGUGUCAAGGAGGGAGCGAAGAACGGAGACUCCUCAUCCGAACUCUCCUCAAGGUUAGAGCAACUUCCGGGCCAACUUGAAGAUCUCUACAACGAUAUGUGGAACAGAUUGAAUCAUAACGUGCCCAUAUACAAGGAGACAGCAGCAUCAAUCUUCCGGUGUGUGAUUGAAGCGCGGAGACUGCCUUAUAUUAAAUAUAAUGAUGGUGCAGUGUUACUCCGCAGCGGUCCCCCGACGAUAGUCGCAAUCGGCUAUGCAGUUGUUCCAGACUUCGCAACGGAGUUCGCGCAGUCGGCCACAGAACCCGUGGCUUUGGAUCCACUGCCCUCAUGCAAAAAGAUGGAGGAGAUGAUCAAGAUUCGUUCCGCCGGUUUACUAGAGGUAGAAAGGUCCGAGGUACCUCUGGGAAAGUAUAAUCCAACGAUCUGGGAGUUGGAAAAUGCCCAUUGGGUGGCCAAGUUUGACCGGAAGAUAAGAUUCAUUCAUCGCACUGCCUACGACUUUUUCGUCAGUACAGAAGCAGGGAAGGCGAUUCUCAAGCACAGCAAAAGCACCUCUGUGGAUUUGCAGUUAAAAAUGUUGGAGAGCUACCUUUGCUUGGCCCAGUUGCUAUCUACCAGAUGCCCUUGUUUCGUUAGGGAUAUAUCUCUUAUGUUUCAAAUCCUACGAGCUGUAAAAAUUUUCGACCCAGACUCGACGAAGAAAGCCCAGUACGAACAACAUAUUUCUCCAAUAAUGGCCAGGAUUGAAAAAGCAUACAGCUAUGGAUAUGUCAAGAAUGACCAUACAACCGGAAAUUGGUAUUCAUCUUUACUUGGCCUAACAGCCCAGUGGGAAACCUUUGACGGCUUCACUGUAUCCCACGCCAGAAAGAUUGCUCCAUCGACGGCUGUCGAAGAUGUAUGGCGGGGGGUGUGGAGCAGGAACUUUCCACCAACCGAGGAUGGUCUAAUCUCAUCGAUGAGACUCAUCAAGGAAACGUUGCCUUUCUCAUCAAACUGGCAUCAUGAUUAUAGCUACACUCUCAACGUUUAUCAACGUCGUGCCCCAAUCAUCUGGAGGCACACACCGUUCACAAGACUUCUUGUAGAAGGUCUUUCUCUUAUUACCUGGAUAGACGCAGUCUCCAAAUUCGGCAAGAAACCCAUCAGCGAAACGGCACUGUCCAACUUUCUCGAUCUAUUACUGAACGCAGCCUCGACUGUAACAAACUGGGAUAGCUAUAUGAUUGUUGUUAAAUCCAUUUAUCGAACCGAGAGUUCUGGUCAAGGAGCCAUCCAAGAUGUCUCAACACCACAGCUCCGGAAGAACAGAUCCUUUAUCUCGGUCCUGGGUAUGUCCCUCGCCAUCACUGCUGUACCGUAUGGCGUCGGCGGUCCUUUGAUCUCGACCAUCUACGGCGGUGGCCAACUCUCCCUCUUCGUUGGUGUCUUGGUUGUUGUCUUUCUCCAAGGCGCCGUGGCUCUGUCCCUCGGCGAGCUGGCCUCGCGAUACCCUACCUCUUCCGGCGUAUACUACUGGUCGUACCGCCUCACCGAGAACAAAAGCUAUCAACAUGCAAUUGCCUACUUCACAGGCUGGGUGUGGUUGAUCGGAAACUGGACGAUCGCUCUAUCCGUCAAUUUUGGCUUUGCUUCUAUUAUCGUCGCAACGGUUACUAUGUAUCGACCCGACUGGACAGCCACCGCGAACGAGACUCUAUAUAUAUUCUUUGGCAUUUGCCUUCUUAUCUUUCUGCUCUGUGCUGUUGCCGACAAGGCUUUGCCGCUGGUUGAUACUGCGGCUGCUAUCUGGAGCGUUGUCACGACUGUCGCCAUCCUGAUUGCUUUGGCUUGCACUGCUAAUGAAGGAAGGCAUUCAGUGACCUAUGGGCUAGGGCAUUUCGAACCGAGUAUAUCUGGCUGGGGCAACUUUUCUUUCUUCAUUGGGUUGUUACCCCCUGCUUAUGCCCUUUCGGCUAUUGGGCUGAUCAUGAGCAUGACUGAGGAAUGUGCCAACCCAGAGAUUGAAGUUCCCAGAGCCAUCACCAUGUGUAUUCCUAUCGGUGGAGUAUCCAUGCUGGCAUUUGUUCUGCCGAUCUGCUUCACUCUACCGCCGUUGGAAGAUGUCCUCGCUGCUCCUUAUGGCCAAGCACUGCCAUUCAUCAUCGACACUGUCACUGGAUCAAAGCCCCUCAGCUUGGCACUGCUUGUCAUGGUUCUGUUAGUCACACUAUUCUGUUCCAUGAGCAUCACAACAACAGCCUCUCGCUGUACGUGGGCACUGUCGCGAGAUGGCAUGCUCCCUGGGUCCAACAUUUGGUCACGAACCGUCUUCAAUCAACCGGUCUACGCCCUCGCUCUUGUCACAGUCAUCGAGAUCGCCUUAGGGUGUAUCAACCUUGGCAGCACCAGCGCCUUCACGGCUUUUGUGUCUGUAGGCGUCGUCGCUCUGGCCCUAGCAUAUCUGAUCCCGAUCGCAUUGAGCCUUGCUUUCGGUAGAACAGAAGUCUCCAAAGCAAAAUGGUACCUCGGCAAAACCGGAACAGUAGCAAACUCGAUCUCCGUCUUGUGGAUCCUCUUCCAGCUUAUUCUCUUCAGUAUGCCCUCUGCGUUGCCUGUUACGGCAGAGACGAUGAACUACGCCUCUGUUGUGCUUGUGGGUUUCUUGUUUUUGUGCGGGGUUUGGUAUCUUGUCUGGGGAAAGAGGACUUUCACGGAACCGAAGGUUGAGGCGGAGUGGAUGAUGAACUAG